AUGCGUAGCUUGUUUCAACUCGGUUGUGUUUCCCUCCCUCAGCAUUUUUUUAAACCACUGCAGCUGUUUUUGCAACCUCAGGACUUGGAGAAUAUUUUUAUUAACAUUGAGGAACUUCUAAAGGUUCAUCGCUGCUUUCUAGGAGAUCUGAAGAAUGCUUUGUCUUUUAGCAACUCCCAGAACCUCUACCAAGUGUUCAUCCGGUACAAACAAAGGUUCUUACUAUACGGACGAUACUGUAGCCAGGUAGAAGCAGCCACUAAAUACCUAGACCAGAUGUCCAAUACCAGUGUGGAUGUGCGCAUGAAACUGGAGGAAUGUUCUCAACGUGCCAAUAAUGGCCGCUUCAGCUUACGGGACCUCCUCAUGGUACCCAUGCAACGGGUACUAAAAUACCACCUGCUUCUACAGGAGCUGACCAAAUAUACAGUGGAACCAACCGAAAAGGAGAACCUGAGGCAAGCCCUAGAUGAUAUGCGGGACCUGGCUCAGUGUGUAAAUGAGGUCAAAAGAGACAACGAAACACUGAAACAAAUCACUAAUUUCCAGCUGUCUAUAGAGAACCUGACACAAUCCCUGGCUCACUUUGGGAGGCCGAAGAUUGACGGGGAGCUCAAGAUCAUCAGUGGAGAGAAGCGUUCCAAAAUAGACAGGUAUGGUUUCCUUCUGGAUAAAGCUCUCCUCAUCUGCAAGCGAAAAGGAGAUUCCUAUGAAAUGAAGAAAUUUGUGGAUCUCUCCAACUACCAGGUUCGGGAUGACUGUUGUGCAGAGAAGGACAACAAGAAGUGGGCUCACAUGUUUGUCCUAAUUGAACUUAAUGGACCCUCGGGCUUUGAACUGUACUUCAAGACACGGGAGCUGAAAAAGAAGUGGAUGGAACAAUUUGAAAUGGCUCUGUCCAAUAUCUGUCCUGAAAAUGCUAAGGCAAAUAGACACGAAUUUCACAUGUACUCCUUUGAGGAGACCACCUCUUGCAAAGCUUGUCAGAUGUUGUUGAGAGGAACCUUCUAUCAGGGCUAUCGUUGCAGCAAAUGUCGAACACCUGCUCACAAGGAGUGUCUGGGUCGAGUGUCACCCUGUGGGAAGUCCAGCACAGAGUCUGGAUCUACCAUGAAAAAGGUAAAACACAAAAACAAAUCAAAUCGACAUUCAGCAGAGAGAGAGAAAAUGGAUCUGGGGCUGCCCAAGUUGGAAGUGUGCCAAGAAUAUUAUGGUCUUCCUCCACCACCUGUGGCAUUUGGUCCGCCACUGAGACUCAGUGUGGGGGAUAUUGUGGAGCUAAGCAAAGCUGAAGCAGAGCAGCUGUGGUGGCAGGGAAGGAACACAUCUACCAACGAGGUUGGCUGGUUUCCUUGCAAGAAAGUGAAGCCUUAUGUUUCUACUCCUCCUCCAGAUCUAUCAGUUUAUCUCUGGUACGCAGGGCCCAUGGAGCGGGCAGAAGCAGAACAAACCCUUUCCAGUCGUUCAGAUGGGACUUACCUGGUGCGGCAGAGAAUCAAGGAUGCAACAGAAUUUGCCAUCAGCAUCAAGUUCAACAGUGAAGUCAAGCAUAUCAAAAUCCAGACCAAGGAUGGUUUGUAUCGCAUCACAGAAAAGAAAGCCUUCAAAGGACUCAUAGAACUGGUGGAGUAUUAUCAAGAGAACUCCCUGAAGGAUUGUUUCAAGACCCUUGAUACUGUGCUCCAGUUUGCUUUCAAAGAGCCAGAGAGGAAAAAUGUGGCCAGGCCAUCUGGGAAAAGCUUGAAGUAUUUUGGCUCAGCUAAGGCGCGCUACAAUUUCUGUGCACGAGACCGGACUGAGCUGUCCCUCACAGAGGGAGACAUCAUAAAGAUUCUGAAUAAGAAAGGGCAGCCAGGGUGGUGGAAAGGAGAAAUCUAUGGCCGGGUUGGCUGGUUCCCAGCAAAUUAUGUGGAGGAGGAUUACUCAGAGUAUUGCUGAGGGUACCACCUGAAUGGGUACGCUAAGGGAUUCAUUGGCAGCACAUCCAGGAACAAUAAGCAGAAUCAGUCUCUCUCUUUCCAAGAGCCAUCGCUGUUGAAAAACUACAAUUAUUUAUGAACUCUCUUUCAUCCCCCUGCUCCAUCUCCCAUCAAUUCCUCUCCGCUGUGUGUUUUUGUGUCAAAUAAAGUGGGUGGACAAGGAGAACCUGAGUAUGAAUGCACCAAAAAGACAAAGCACAAAAUCUUGGGGAGAUCAAAAUAAAACUCCUCUAUAAAAAGUUGUUUUAAACAAGUCUGAGGCUCGACUCCCAGU
Molecule: messenger RNA, 2253 nt
Organism: Sceloporus undulatus (fence lizard)
Lineage: Eukaryota; Metazoa; Chordata; Lepidosauria; Squamata; Phrynosomatidae
Gene: VAV1
Product: vav guanine nucleotide exchange factor 1
Exons: 22
Coding region: 1-1938 (645 amino acids)
Biological process (GO): cell migration; intracellular signal transduction; regulation of GTPase activity
Cellular component (GO): cytoplasm
Molecular function (GO): guanyl-nucleotide exchange factor activity; protein binding
Source: RefSeq, a predicted model, not a curated record